AUAGGCGACGGGAGCGAGGACUGGGAAAAAAAAGAGGGACGGGCCUGGCAGCAAGACGCAUGUGGAUGCACUGACAGGAACAGAACAUAUUUUCAUCCUCUGGAAGAGGGCGGCACUUGUAAGGGUUUGAGCGUCUUGUCUGUUCAUCUUUCAGCUUGAUCAUUCCACAGUCAACAAGAUGUUUCCAGUCAGAUUGGGUCAUUAUGCAAGUUAGCAGCCUUUGGUAUGAGUUUGUGAGCCCAGGAAAGAGCUUUGGAGGAAUUACGACUGAUGAAGAAUGUGCUUUGAUGUGAUUAUGAGGCGCACACGUGCAUGAGAUCAUCAGGUGUCAGAUAAUUCCGACAUCAGGCCAGACGGCAUGGAACACGGUGGCGGGAAAAGAGUGGAGCGUGGACGAGAGACACACAAAGUCCUACAGGGUACUCCUUUAGAUCUGAUUGAAACUGGCAAGUCCCUGAAAGUCCAGGCGGAGCGCCCCCACCUGGUCAGUUUGGGAAGUGGCCGCUUGAGCACAGCAAUCACAUUGUUGCCACUGCAAGAAGGGAGAACAACAUUAGGCAGCGGAGAGACAGACAUACCUCUGCAGGGUCCCGGCAUUAAAGCGCAGCAUUGCUACAUUGAACACCAGGCAGGCACCAUCACUUUGUACCCAUGUGGAGGCCAGUGCUGUGUAGAUGGACUACACGUCACUAAACCUUACCGCCUGUCACAAGGCUGCAUGCUGUGUUUUGGUCAGUCUACGUUUUUCCGCUUUAACCAUCCAGAAGAGGCCCUGAGGAUGAAGAACAUGCUACCUGGAGGAAGCCAAGCACUGAGCACCUCUAAAACACAACCUUCUGACUCCCACAGCACCCUGAAUGGGAAUCAUCAGUCUUUUAACACCAACGGUGGCUCCAAAAUCAGCAGCCAACUAAAGGACACCCAUGAGGGUCUCUCGCAGAAGGUGCCAUCAUCUCCAAAACCUGAAAAUGUGUCACUUAAUCAGCCCCUUAAGGGUAUUAUAAAUGGUAGAAGCAGCAGUACUAAAGAGGAGAACAGGACUUCUGUGGGAAAGACUCCACCUGUACCUCUCCGGUCCAACAUGCCUUUUCCCCAUCCACGAACUUCUCUCUCUGUGACUUCACGUUGUACUAAUGAUGGGCAGCGAGCACCAGAGAGCCCAAAGCUUCUUAGGAAUGUCAGGUCAGAGGUCACGUCAAGCCCCACAUUGCCCAGCAGGGGGUCAGGACAAAGCAUAGGUCACCACUCCUCACCGGGGGCUCCAUCUAGCCCACGUGCGAGAGGUUCCUCCCUUCAGAGGAGACACCCAAGUCCCUUGCGAGAUCAGUUCGCCCAUGCUGAUGCCCAGCAGAGGCUCAGAACUCCGGAGCCGGCAGGAUCCACUAGUCGUCCCCCUCUUAGCCCUUACUCAUCUCGCAGAGGGACUCCAGGAUUGCAGAGCUUCACCGCCCAGGAGAGCCCGCAGAGUCAUCGCAAAGCUGCCUCUAAAGCUGAGGCCAUGAGGGUGUUGUAUGCCCAGAAUCCAUCCCCGGUGACCACACAGGAGCCUGGAGGAAGACAACAGGCUAACUCCAGCCUCAUCUCAGCUCCGAUGUCUGGCUUGUCUCCUUCCGUGAGCCCUCACAGCCAAAGAAAGGCCUCCUGCAAGAAUGGAUCGUCAAACAAUCUGAUGCUCUUUAGCCGGGAGCGCAAAAACAGCAUCUCUGCCAUCAGCGACAAUGAGGAUGAACUGUUGGAAUACCACCGCUGGCAGAGGGAGGAGAGGCUACGUGAGCAGGAAAUGGAGAAACUGGAGAGACAGAGGCUGGAGACCAUCCUGAAUCUGUGUGCGGGGUAUAACAACGAGGAGAACGCCAUGGAGCUGGCAGAGGUGGUGAGGUGCGGACUGCUGAGGGGCGCUCGAGGUGAAGGAGGAGAGAUGCAGCGGAUGAAGGAGAACGAGGAGGAGAGGCAGGCCGAGGAGUCGAGCAGCACAGAGAGCACUCAUCAAGAGUGUGAGGAGGUGUCAGCCGGUCAGGACCAGAUGCACCUUGAGGAGGAGAGGAGUAAGAUCUUGGCCAGGGUGGAUGACCUGAGGCACAAAGUAUGCGAGCUGGAAGAGCAGCUUAAAGAGACCAAGCAAGAGGUGGAGAUGGAGCAGGCUCUGCUGCAGGCCGAGAGGCAGGCCGAGCAGGAGCAAGUGGAGGCCGAACGAGAUCUCAUCGCUCAGCUGCACCUCAAAGUCAGCCAGUUGAACACGGCCACACAAAGGGAGAAGGACAAGGGCAGGGCUAAUGUCUCGGCUGAGCGGAAGGUCCUGGAAAAGCAGAGGAAUGAGUACAAUGAGCUGAAGAGGCAGUUUGAUAAGUGCCCCUUGUCUCUAAGGGAACAGUUACAGGAGCAGCUCAGCAGGAAAGCAGAAGCUAUGGACUUCGGCACCAAGCAGUUUGAAGAACUGGAGUUCUGCCAGCUGGAGGAGGAGAGCAGUCUGGAGGAGAAAAAGGAGACUCAGUGUUCACAGUUUCUUCACGAGCAAGCAGAAUAUCACUGCAGCGUUGCCAAGAGGAAGGAGAAGAUGGCCGCGCUGGAAGCUCAGGUGGAGCAACUGGGCAUACAAGCUACUCAUGACUGUGACAGGUUGGCCAAAGAAAGAACAGCCACCUUGCAUCUAUUAAACAAGGAGCAGGACAGGUUAUGUGCCCUGGAGAGGAGGUAUCACACCCUGACCGCUGGUGGCAGGAGCAUCCCAAAGACCAACAACAAAACGAAAGAGGGUUUACUCCAUAUCAGCGAGCCUGACCUUGUUUAUGAGGAACCUUGUCCCUCCUCUACCUCACACAUCCACUCCCCUAAAGUCUACCCUGUUAGGCUACAGGAGGAGUACCUCAGGCUGUGUGAUGUCUAUAAGAUGUAUGGAAACGCUUCUGUGCAUCCUUCCUCUUCUUCCCCUGCUGCCCUCCACCGCCUACCCCUUGCUGUAGCUGACGCUGUGCCAUGUGAGGACUACAUCACGGUCAGUCAGUUAAGCCACAUUUUUGGCAUGCAGAGACUUGACUCCUCUUCCUCAUCUAUUGCAUCAUUCCAACUUGCCUCCUCUGACUCUACCUUCACACGCCAUCCAAAUUCCUCCCUCCUUUCUGCAAAGAGCCAGCCCGAGCUGAGCCGGAAUGCAAUGUCUCCUAUUAACCUCGAGCGCUGGUAUCAGGACAUCAUGGCUGCUGGAGAGCAACAAUCAAGUCCUCCACCGCUGCCUGCAAAGUCUUUUUCUGCACGCAGACACGGGCAGUUACUAAAGUCCAAAUCAGACGGGGAAGUUGGACAAACAGUGUUGUGUCCUCCUGUCAGUUGUGUUAUCUCUGCGUCUUCCUCCACUGUGACACACCAGAAAAUGUCCUCCAACAAGGGCUUACAGUUAGCACUGAAAGAUGUGUUAAACCCACUAGACAUGGACUACAGGAGGCUGAAUAUAGAUGCUUCUCCCACAGUGCAUCACUCCAUCCUGCAUCACCAUUGUCCACCUGGAGGCACACAGGCGUAUGACACCCUGAGCCUGGAGAGCUCGGACAGCCUGGAGACCAGUGUCUCCACCAGCAACUCAGCAUGUACCCCAGAAAGUGCUUCUGGAUUGGAGGCCCAAAGGUUGGAAGAAAUGGAGAAGAUGUUGAAGGAGGCACAGCAGGAGAAAGCCAGGCUCAUUGAGCACAGAGAGAAGGAAGCGCAGGCUCGGCGACAUCUGCUGGAGGAGGAGCGCAAGAGGCGCGAGGAGGCCGAGAGGAGGCUCCUGGAUGAGACGGCCCACAGGAGGAGGCUGGUGGAGGAGGAGGUCAAGAUGAGGGAGAAACACUUUUCCCAGGCCCGUCCAAUGACGCGCUACCUUCCCAAUCUCAAAGAGGAGUUCGACUUGCGUGCGCACGUGGAGUCGUCGGGCCACAGCAUCGACACUUGCCCUUUUGUCAUCCUCACAGAGAAGAUGUGCAAAGGUCAUCUGGUCAAGAUGGGUGGCAAAAUCAAAUCGUGGAAGAAGCGCUGGUUCGUUUUCGACCGACUCAAAAGGAAUUUCUGCUACUACGCGGACAAGCAUGAGACCAAACUGAAAGGACUCAUUUACUUCCAGGCCAUUGAGGAAGUGUAUUACGAUCACCUACGCAGUGCCACCAAGAGCCCCAACCCGUCUUUGACCUUCUGUGUGAAGACUCAUGACCGCCUUUACUACAUGGUGGCGCCUUCCCCAGAGGCCAUGCGGAUCUGGAUGGAUGUCAUAGUAACGGGUGCCGAGGGCUACACACAAUUCAUGAGCUGAGGGACCUUGCGGAGGACGACGGAGGGGUGUGAAAGCCAGCUUGGCCGCAAAGAAAAAAAAUCGAUGUGGCGUGGAAGGACAAGUGAGCAGACGACUGAUGUGAAAGUCUGACGAGCCAGUGAGGGCUGUCGUCAUGACUCAAGUGUGUUCUUCACCAUAUAUGGAAACAUGAUAAUAAUGACAGAAUCACUUUAAGAACGCCAGUCUUUGAUUGCAGUGUUGUCACUCUAAUAUGGUCUUUUUUAUACGUUUGUAUUUACUUAUCACAAUAUUUACCGAUGCGUAUUCAUCUCAAACUGACAAAUUAUUUAUCUUUGUAGCUACAGUAGGACUAUGCAAGCAAAACACGUGCCAGGGUCUCUAAUUCGCAUCAACAGAGGCAUUAUUAAUAACUGUGGCUACAGGCAACCUCCUGAUGUAUUUUUUAUGAAGAAUGCAAUAGCAUCAGGUAGAUAGCAAAUUAUUACACUAUAACAUGUCUGUAUUCUACACAAAUAUGUACAAAAAAAAGUCUUACAACAUAAUUGUAAAUUACAUAUGUGAUGAAAUAAAAAUACGGUGCUUGUCUUUUGUCUGAAAAACUGGUGUUUUGUUGCAGACAGCUACUAAACAUUACACAGAAACAUAACAUAAUUAGUGUUC
Molecule: messenger RNA, 4921 nt
Organism: Entelurus aequoreus (snake pipefish)
Lineage: Eukaryota; Metazoa; Chordata; Actinopteri; Syngnathiformes; Syngnathidae
Gene: phldb1a
Product: pleckstrin homology-like domain, family B, member 1a
Exons: 26
Coding region: 359-4279 (1306 amino acids)
Biological process (GO): regulation of microtubule cytoskeleton organization
Cellular component (GO): basal cortex
Molecular function (GO): protein binding
Source: RefSeq, a predicted model, not a curated record